This is a messenger RNA of Condylura cristata (star-nosed mole), 1227 nucleotides long. RefSeq names its product coiled-coil domain containing 160 (gene CCDC160). The coding region runs from base 12 to 1034 and encodes 340 amino acids. The record is from RefSeq and is a predicted model, not a curated record. Lineage: Eukaryota; Metazoa; Chordata; Mammalia; Eulipotyphla; Talpidae. The transcript is spliced from 2 exons.
GGAAGAGAAAAAUGAAGGCUUCCAACCGAAGGCCUUGGACUUCAGAAAAUGGAUUAGAAGAGGUGCUUGAUGAAAUGGAUGCUAAAAGAAAACACUGGAAAGAAAAAUUGUUUGCUCCCUGUUUUACUGCACAGGAUAUUCUAGGUGAGCCUUCUCAGCUUGAACCAUCUGAACAAAUUGCUUCAUGUAAGGGCAAGAAAACGGGUGGAAUUCAUCAUUUGUCUAGUAAAAAGUUUCAAGAAGAAAAUAAAUCUAAGCGAAAGGAAUUCACUCCUCAACAAAAUGAAAAAGAACCGAAUUUAAGAGAGAGAAAGGUCCGCUUGUCAAAGAAUUCAGCAAACAAACGUGUUGCUGCCCAUAAAUCACCAAGUUACGAUGCUUCACUUGAAGAAAGGAGUAACAUCAAGGAAGACUGUGCCACCUGGAUUAGAAAGGAAUUAUCAACUCCACCACACCAAGAAUCGAGGAAGAAAAUCACCAAAGGGAUGUCUACAAAAUGUCGCCUGAAUAUUUUGAAUGAAGAGCUGGAAGAACUUAACAUGAAAUGCAGAAAAAUAGAAGAAGAAUUUGAAAUAGCUGAAAAAGAACUUAUGACCUCUAAAAGAGAUGUCUCCCCUACCACCCUAAAUUUUGAAGAGACAGAGGUGAGAACAUUGACGAGAGACUGGGAACUUCAUACUUUGAGAAACGACCUAUCCGAAGAAACAACAAAUGUGCAGAGCCUAACCGAAGAACUGCAGCGAGCCAAAGAAAUGAUCCACAAACUGAGCCUGGAAAACAGCGAUCUAAAAGAAAUGGUUAGGAAGCUGAAACGUGAAACUGAAGUUGGAAGAGCACUGAUCAAAGAAGAACUGAAAUUGCAAUACGAAUUGGAAGUGGACAAAAUCCGUGGAGAGGUCGAUGCCAUCAAGAAUGACCUGAGAUCAGAGAAGACCCUGCAAGCAAGAAAUAACAGAGCCUUGGAGUUACUUCGCAACCACUUUGUGAGCACAUCGUCAGGGGCUCGUGACCGCUACCAACUGGAUUUUUUUUAAAACAUUAAAAAAACCAAGCCUUUCAUUAGGCAGGUCAUUGAGUCAAAUCAGUGUUCUUGUGCUUCCUUUGUGCGUUGCUUAAAAUGUGUGUCAUGAGAUGUCAUUUUCAUUUGGGGUGAAUCAGAAUAUCUAUGUGAUCUAUAGAUAUUAACUUCAAAGCUUCUGCUCUCUUUACAGAGCUGGGUACAGGCCA